Salarias fasciatus (jewelled blenny) is the source of this 4750-nucleotide messenger RNA. RefSeq names its product sodium- and chloride-dependent GABA transporter 2-like. The transcript has 15 exons. Gene Ontology annotation, molecular function: gamma-aminobutyric acid:sodium:chloride symporter activity. The record is from RefSeq and is a predicted model, not a curated record. Bases 1797 to 3626 code for a protein of 609 amino acids. Gene Ontology annotation, biological process: sodium ion transmembrane transport; nitrogen compound transport; amino acid transport. NCBI's taxonomy places the organism in Eukaryota, Metazoa, Chordata, Actinopteri, Blenniiformes, Blenniidae. Gene Ontology annotation, cellular component: plasma membrane; cell projection.
AAGUCUCUUACAUCUGUACAUGGAUACGCACAGAACAAUUAUUAUAAGCAAGGUUAAAGCAGUGGAUAAUACAACUUGGCAAGAUUGACCAUAUGAAAUAUGAUCAUAUAUAUUAGAAUGACUUUGUCAAACAGAUGGGUUGCAAUAACAGUUAUGCCUGUAUUUGAGUGUAUAUCAUAUAUGUAGUAAGAAAAGGUAUGAUAGUUAUCACAGAGAAAGAUCGUUGUGAAAUAAGAGGAAUCAGCACAUGACCGGAGUUCAUACGUAGUAUGUCACUGAUUUUGCAAAAUGAGUGAGUUAAAAUAUACAUAAGUAAGACAUUUCUGAUCUUAUAAGAUAUUUUACAUGUCAACCCUAUUUUUCCACAAUGCCUAAAGUUUGUACUGUGUUAGGUGCCCUUCCAUGACAACUACUCCUCCAUUUACAUUUUUUACUCCUUUUUUUCUGACCAAAGUCCUUUGAGCCUGGAGCCUAACCCAGUUAACAUUGAUCAAAGGCAGGGCACACCCGCUGAGACCACAACUUCGUCCCAAGGUCAACGCUCAUACGAUCUCCCUCACAUACUCACUAUAACUUAGAUUCCCCAGUAAACCUAACACAGCUGUUUUUGGUUUGUAGGAAGUAGCUCUUGCAUAUGGAAAGAUCCCCUACGGACAUAUGGAGAACAUGCAAACUUCUAAUGCAAAUUGAAACCUGAUGCCAUUAGACAGUCUAUCAUGCCACCUUUUUCAUCUUCACUCAGUGUAGCAAGUGCAAAUUUCAUCUCACUCAAGAGAAUCAUUAUCAGAUUGGACGAGUGCAGCAUUGUCAGUGUACUUUAAAAUGUGUUUCAUGUUGUACAACUCUGCUAGUAACAGGCUGUCCACAUUGAAUGUUGACAUAGCAACAUCAGAAAACUCUUGUUAUUAACAUUGCUACUUGGCAUUUUCUUUUCAUUUAGAAAUAAACACUACUUUUGGGGAAUAGUUGGGGAAUGAAUGAAUAGUUAUUUAAUGACUGUAAAUGCAACAAGGAAGUAAGUGUAAUGUAACAACUUUAAAUUUAGGCUGUUAACCAAGACCAGGGUUGAUGUUGUGAAUGAUUACUAAAACAGAUUUUGCAGUGAUAGCUUAUGAUGAUAAGUUAAGGAAAAGAAAAAUGUAAAAAAAAAAAAAAAAAAAAAAAAAAAAAAAACUAUCACUAAAAAAAUGAAAACAACAAAGCAAAUUAAUAUAGCUGCAAACAAGCAGUUAAUGAAGCACUUGCAUGUGAUAGUAUUGUAGUCAAAUGCCAUAAAUCAUGAAUGCAGAGGGCAUUAAAAUGCAUUGCGUGGCAGAGCGUGUGUCUAGCUACUUAAAGAGAUGAGUGUUUGCAUACUGGUCUAGUUAUUUGCAUUGUUUUCACAUGAGUUAUGAUCCUGCUCUGCACAUUCCCAGUUGACUGAUAACUAAAGCCUGUGUACUGCGAGUGAAAUAGCUGAGACGGCUGAGCUGCUAAUUUUAGUUGCUAGCAACUGUACUAAUCUUAAUGACUCAAAGUCCUCCUGUCUCAGUGGAAAAAUACAGCAGGAAGUGGCUUUACCUCCAACCUUUGUCAGAGCCAAACAGUUUUCUCGAGUGAGGCAGCACAGAGUGCAGAGCAGUCCGACAAUAAUUAGGUCAUAGAGAAGCCAAAGGAAACCAUAGCCACUUUGUUUCGCACUUUGGCUCCGCUCAUGACAUGCUGUUUGUGUAGAGAUCCCGCAGUGCGUCCGGCUGAGAGGAAUACUGAUCAGUUUGCUGUUGCUGGUUGCAGCUCUUGGGGGAGGGGGCUUUGUGAUGGAGGGAGAAUUCCUCAAACCCAACAGCGUGGAGGUCCCGGGUCAGGACACUUCUGUGAAGAAGACGACUCAACUAUUAGACCGUGGUCAGUGGGCAAACAAGAUCGAGUUUCUGCUGGCCGUAGCAGGAACCUUAGUUGGUCUAGGAAACCUCUGGAGGUUCCCCUAUUUGUGUUACAAAAAUGGAGGAGGUGCAUUUCUGAUCCCAUACACCCUGUUUCUGCUGGCUUGUGGAAUCCCAAUGUUCCUCCUGGAGACAGCUAUGGGACAGUACACCUCCCAGGGAUGUAUCACCUGCUGGAGGCACUUCUGCCCUUUGUUUGAAGGGAUCGGCUAUGCCACCCAGAUAGUGAUUGCAUACGCCGCUGUGUCAUACAUCGUCAUCCAGGCGUGGGCCUUCUUCUACCUUUUCUCAUCCUUCAGUUCGGAGGUUCCUUGGGCCAGCUGCAGGAACACCUGGAACACAGACUCUUGUGUUGAAUUCGAUAAAACAAAUGCAUCAUCCAAUUGGACAGCAGCUGCAAACGCAACAACACCUGCAACUGAAUUCUGGGAGAGACGAGUACUGGGUAUAUCUCAAGGAAUUGAGGAGAUUGGUAGCCUGAGGUGGGAAUUGGCCUUGUGUCUCUUAUUGGCGUGGAUCCUCUGCUACUUUUGUGUUUGGAAAGGAGUGAGAUCGACUGGAAAGGUCGUUUACUUUACGGCCACUUUUCCUUAUGUGAUGUUGGUGGUUCUCUUGGCCCGUGGACUCAGUUUACCGGGCGCUAUGAACGGCAUAGCGUUCUACCUGUAUCCUGACCCCACAAGGUUGGUGGACCCUCAAGUUUGGAUGGACGCGGGAGCACAGGUUCUUUUCUCUUUUGGGAUUUGUCAGGGCAGUUUGACGGCUCUGGGAAGUUACAAUCAAUAUAACAAUGAUUGCUACAAGGACACAUUUGUUCUUUGUUUGGUGAAUGGAGGAUCCAGCUUUGUGGCAGGAUUUGCAAUCUUCUCUGUUUUGGGCUUCAUGUCCUAUGAGCAAGGACUGCCAAUAUCUGAAGUGGCUGCUUCUGGACCAGGCCUGGCAUUUAUUGCCUAUCCACGAGCCGUCGCAAUGAUGCCGUUACCUCAGCUGUGGGCUAUCUGCUUCUUCGUCAUGGUAAUCUUGCUGGGAGCAGAUACUCAGUUUGUGAGCUUGGAAUGCUUGAUGACCUCCGUCACUGAUAUGUUCCCCACUGUGUUUCGGAGACCUUAUCGACGAGAACUGCUGCUGCUCUGUCUCUGCACUGUGUGCUUCUUCCUCGGCCUCCUUCUGGUCACAGAGGGUGGCUUGUAUUUUCUACAACUCUUUGACCAUUAUGUCUGCAGCGGCAACAACCUCCUUCUGCUGUCGGUGUGUCAGUCAAUAGCAAUCGGUUGGAUAUAUGGUGCAGACAAUCUGUAUGACAACAUCGAAGACAUGAUCGGCUACCGUCCGUGGCCUCUGAUGAAGAUUUGCUGGCUUUACAUUACCCCCGCUGUUUGUCUGGGUACCUUCAUCUUUUCCGUGGUGAAAUACAACCCUCUCAAGUUCAACAAAACCUACAUCUAUCCCACCUGGGCGUACGCGCUGGGCUGGUCGCUCGGACUCUUCUGCGUGCUUCUGGUUCCUCUGUGGAUGAUCUUCAAGCUCACUCAGAUGAAGGGAACAAUGGCUGAGAACCUGAGGCAGCUGUGCCGGCCGGAGAGCAAGAUCCUCAGCACUGCGAAGCAGCCGGAGCAGUACCCUCUGAACCCAGACAACCGUCUCACGCCUGCUGCCAACGAAUACAAGGGGAACGGUGGACCUGAGGCAGAAGUGCAAGUGUGAGAAUGUCGAUACAGUUUUUUAUGCAAGAUUUUUAUAUUCACCAGCCAAUAUAGCCAGCUAGACGUUUUGAUGAGCAAUAAAUUCUGUCUGUGCACUUCAGACUCACGUGGUCUGCAACCCACAGCACAAGCACUGUCUUAGACCUUUGAAGUACACACAAAAUUGACAAACUUUUUGUCAAAGCUAUUUUUACUGAAUUCUUACUGAAAUCUUUAAUGUGUCUGACUAAAGAUGCACUGACUUUUGGACUAUCCUCUAUAGACCGUCCUAAAUAUUGUCUGAUGCUAUUAGUUGUCCAUGUUUUCAUGCUGAUACAUUUAUUUAUAUUCAUUUUAUAUUGACUGAUCAUGUUUUAAUGAAAUAACCCAUGGGUGUGAUUUGCUGAGAGCUAUGGAUGGGAUAUAUAUAUAUAACCCCCAUUGUGUCAUUUAUUAUUAUAGUCUUGGAUUUUAUCUUGUCUGCUGUAAAUUUAUACAUUUUAUUUUUAUGAAACAUUAUGCUCCAAAGCUUUAUGUUUUAAUAAAAAGUAAUAUAAUUUGUACCCUCUACCACCCUCAUCAAAAAAAACUAACAAACAAAAAAACUAGAAUAACAUCCGUCCAUCAGUCCAAACGGUUGAAACAUCCCUUCCUCUGCUUCCUUCACAAAUCGCAUCCGGAGUGACUCCAGGAGCCUGAUUCUGCUACAAAAUGAAACCGGAUAUGUUUAUGUUUUGCUUCACUGUAUCAAUUGGUCCCCAGCCCACUAUGUUCGUAACCUAACACUGUGACAAGGUGUGCAUGAAGACCCUCACACCGACGACUUCAAGGAAGGAGAAAUGUUUUAAGCUAUUUUGAAUAGUGUAGAAAAAAGAGGGAUUUCCUUUCUCUUUCGUUUCUUUUCUCUGUCAGCUCACAGGAAAAUGCGCACAAGUCUGUACUCGGCAGCUGUUGUUUGAUGUCAGAAAGACACACUAGUCACUUUCAACACAAUCGAUAUGAAGUCUAUUUUUGAAGCGAAAACCACCGUCAGUCUUAACAAACUAAAAGACCAAAAAAAAAAAAAAAAAGGAGUUGGUCCAGGUUUGAUAACGGUUAGCCACUCAGGAGAGGUGAUCCCUGACUUCAGCUACCUGAAGACACAAA